AUGCGUCGCAACUUCUGUGGUGGUGCCACCUGGGCGGAUGACCAGUCCUCUUACAACAUCUACCUCUAUGGCGGAUUUGGGUUUGGAGAGAACGUCACAGGCUUCGACGACGUCUACAUCCUGACCAUGCCGACCUUCGAAUGGAUCAAAUGGUAUCCGACCACGCCCGGGCCCGGCUCGCCGCAUGGCCUGCUUACAUGUAAUGUCAUUGACAGAGGGCAAAUGAUCGUCAUGGGAGGCAACUUCACAAACAGCACGGCCUGCGACGUGCCCGCCAUCCAAGGCCAGCAUAACCUGAACCUGGGCCAGUAUGACAGCACCGACGCCAAAUGGUAUCCGUACCUGCCGAAUCUCACCGAGUACCUUGUCCCACCAGCAAUCCUGCAAGUUGCAGGUGGCACACCUGAAGGCGGCGCCAUUAACAAUGCUCCAGUGACGGGAUGGAGCGACGAUCGGUUGUCUGUGUAUUUCGGCGAGAAGGCUGUCGUCUCCUCACGCACGCCGACUCGCGCCCUGCCUAGCGCGACAGCAACGCCUCCGCCUCCGACGCCGACUCCUACCCACCGGCCGAGCAAGAAGACCGAGACGGGAGCGAUCGUAGGGGGCACCGUCGGUGGUGUUGCUGCCCUAGUGCUCGCGAUCGCGAUCGUGUGGUUCUGCGUGAGGAGGUAUAAGAAGAAGAAGAAGGCUAACCAAGCAGGGCCGGCAACAACACCUGUCCCCGGCGUCGCGCAGGCUUUUAGUCCCACCUCGCUGCAGCCGCAGUACGUGGUCGAGAAGCAUUCGACGACGGUGGGUUCGCCGGGUUCGACCACCAGCCGCGUCGGCUCACCCAGCGACCAACUACACUCGUCGCAGUACAGCACGCCGCCGCCGCCUCCACCGCCUACCCUGAUGCCGCACCCGGACUACCCGAACUACUACUACGCCGCGACGGCUCCGUUGCCUGGCCAGCAGCAGCAGCCGCCGCCGCCGCCGACGCACUAUUACCCGGUCGCGAUCCCCGGCCAGCAGCAGCAUGGCAUGUUUGCGUACCCGGCACAAGGGGGCCAGCCGAUGGCAGGUCCCAUGCCAUUCUACCCGCCGCCCGCAGACCCGAUACGCACGCAGAGCCACGAGAUGCCGACUGUGCGCAGUCCUGAAAUCGUCCAGGUCCACCAGCCCAAGCCGGUGAGGCCGCCUGAGGUCCUGGAGCAGUGA
This is a messenger RNA of Fonsecaea erecta, 1200 nucleotides long. RefSeq lists its product as hypothetical. The record is from RefSeq and is a predicted model, not a curated record. The transcript has 4 exons. Gene Ontology annotation, molecular function: protein binding. NCBI's taxonomy places the organism in Eukaryota, Fungi, Ascomycota, Eurotiomycetes, Chaetothyriales, Herpotrichiellaceae. The coding region runs from base 1 to 1200 and encodes 399 amino acids.